Cryptococcus wingfieldii CBS 7118 is the source of this 2238-nucleotide messenger RNA. Its product is annotated as trehalose synthase. The record is from RefSeq and is a predicted model, not a curated record. Lineage: Eukaryota; Fungi; Basidiomycota; Tremellomycetes; Tremellales; Cryptococcaceae. The transcript is spliced from 10 exons. Gene Ontology annotation, molecular function: glycosyltransferase activity. Bases 1 to 2238 code for a protein of 745 amino acids.
AUGUCGCCCAUUGCCCCCCGCCGCCGCCUCAGCGCCCAGUCCACCCGCACCCCCACCCACAUCCAAGACGCAUUCAUCGGCGUCGGCCUCCGUCUCGGGCCCCAGCCACCCUACGACCCGGCCACGCAGCAGGACCCCGGCAGGGACCUCGAGCACUCGGCGGUGAUACACGAUGGCACGGGGGUGAUUGAUAGUGAGACGUUUCAUACAGUGUUUUAUACGGAGGGGAAGGAUGAGGCGGGGUUGGCGGAGGAGACGAAGAGGACGAUGAGGGAGAUGUUGGGGGUGUUGAGGGCGGUGCAGACGCAGAGGAAGAUUAAUAUCCGGAUGAUCGCCCUCGCGGAGCCCGUGCCCUCGGAACUCCGAUCCCAAAAAGGUGUCGAAUUCUACCCCACGCUCUGGCUCCACCUCGACGCCAUCCCUCUCCUGUCCAACCCGUCCACGUCCAUAUUCACAAAGCUGCCGGCGCCGAGUACCGUCGCGAGUGCUACUGCUGCUAUCAGUGCUGGCGCGACGCACUCUGCCACUACUGCCGGCGUGGACCCAACCGACCACCAUGUCCAAGUGGACGCCGACGGCCAGAUCAAACUCUGCUCGAUCGUCCAAUAUCAACAAUCCUCUUCCGAGCCCCUCUGGAAACGUUUCCUCUCCCUCUCCUCCCACCUCACCACCCACAACACCUCCAUCGCCUUCUUCUCCGCCACCCCCCAAGGCGGCGGCGUAGCCCUCAUGCGCCACGCACUCAUCCGUCUCUGGCGCAUGGUAGGCCUCGACGUCAAGUGGUUUGUCCCCGAAGGCCACCCGACUGUAUUUGACAUUACCAAGACCAAGUUUCAUAAUGUCUUGCAGGGGGUAAGCCCCGAGGGGGUGGAGAUUAAUGGAGAGGACAAAAAGUGGUUUGAGCUUUGGACCGAGCAGAAUUACGAGUCAUUCUGGUCGAGCGGUGCCCUGGACGCAAGCGUCAUCGUCAUCGACGACCCCCAACUCACCGCCCUCAUUCCAAUCAUCCGCAAAUACCGACCGGAUGCCAAAAUCAUAUUCCGCUCCCACAUCCAGAUCCAAUCCGACCUCACCGACGACCCGUCCACCGUCCAAGCUAGGACAUGGGACUAUAUCUACAGCUUUGUGAAAGACGUCGACUUGUUCCUCGCCCACCCGGUGAGAUUCUUCGUACCCAAAAACGUACUCUCCAACCUCCCCGUCCUCUACAUGGCACCCUCCACCGACCCCCUCGACGGGCUCAACAAACCCUUCGGCCGCGCUUCUGUCCGAUACUACCGCCAAUACUUUAACAGCCUCAGCGAAGCCCAGUGCGGGGUCAAGAUCGAUUGGGAUAGGGGAUAUAUCUGUCAGAUCGCGCGAUUCGAUCCUUCCAAAGGGAUUGACAUUCUACUCCAAGCCUACCUCGAAUUCCGCCAAAAACUCGACCGAUCCCCCAACCCACCCCUCGACGGCGGGCCCCAACUCAUCAUCAUGGGCCACGGCUCCAUCGACGAUCCGGAUGGGACGUGGAUAUACGAAAAGCUGCAUGAUACGCUCAAUACCCCAGCGUAUGAGCUUGUGCAUGGGGAUGUUGCUAUCGUUCGUGCACCGCCUAGCGAUGCGUUGCUGGGAUGUAUUCUGCAGGGUGCGUGGGUCGCUACUCAGCUCUCCACCCGUGAAGGUUUCGAAGUCAAAGUCACCGAAGCAAUCAACAAAGGCGUCCCAAUCAUCGCCUCGGACGCAGGCGGUAUUCCCCUCCAAGUCAAACCCAACAAGAACGGCUGGAUCGUACCCUCUGGCUCAUCCGCCCCCGUCGCAGACACCUUGUUCAAGAUCUACACCGGCGAGCUCCGCGUCCACCGCGACAUCUCCGCCUCCUCCCCUUCCCCUUCCUCCAACGAAAACGGCAAGGGCGGAAACAGAGGACAAGACGGCAAGUCGAACCCAAACAGUAUCGCCCAAGCCUGGGUCGGCAAUUUCGACCAAGCGGCCAGAAAGGUGCAUGAUGAUGAUGGGGCGACGAGUGAAGAUUUCUGGACGGUGGGCAAUGCGGUGAGGUGGAUGUUGCUCUUUGACCGCUUGCUCGGCUUGCCCUUGCCUAAGCCUAAGCCUGAAGAAGGGGAGGCAGAGGGGAGGGAGGUGUUGGAGAAGAUGGGCGUUGGGAAGGGGUUGGUGAAGAAGGGCGAGGAGGGUGGGAAUGUUUGGAAGAUGGUUAUGGGGGAUGAUAUGGUGGAGGGAGAGGGGGAGCUUAUCUAG